This is a messenger RNA of Sorex araneus (European shrew), 1730 nucleotides long. It is a transcript of the gene PIGB, whose product is annotated as phosphatidylinositol glycan anchor biosynthesis class B. Gene Ontology annotation, biological process: GPI anchor biosynthetic process. Gene Ontology annotation, molecular function: alpha-1,2-mannosyltransferase activity. The coding region runs from base 80 to 1693 and encodes 537 amino acids. The record is from RefSeq and is a predicted model, not a curated record. The transcript is spliced from 12 exons. Gene Ontology annotation, cellular component: endoplasmic reticulum membrane. NCBI's taxonomy places the organism in Eukaryota, Metazoa, Chordata, Mammalia, Eulipotyphla, Soricidae.
GGCCCAAAGUUCGCCCCGCGCCCGUGGCCGCCAGCCCGGGCCGCCAGUGCCCCGCGCGCCGCGCCCCCAGCCCCGCGGCAUGCAGCGAGCGCGGGCGGGCGGCGGCCUCUUUCCCCGCGGCCUCCGGAGCCGCUCGGAGGCGCCGGUGAAGCUGCGCCGGAGGAAGUCGGCCCUGUACCUGGGCGCCGGGGGCCCGGCGCGCGGCGGGGAUCUUCUGGGGGAGAGCGUUUACCUGGUCCUGUUCACGGUAGCCUUCCGAGUAUGUAACUGCUUUCUGGUGCGGACCAGUUUUGUUCCGGAUGAGUACUGGCAGUCUCUGGAAGUGGCCCAUCACAUGGUCUUCAAUUAUGGCUAUUUGACCUGGGAGUGGACCGAAAGACUGAGGGGCUAUACUUACCCUCUAAUCUUUGCAAGCAUGUAUAAGAUUCUGCAUCUUUUGGGGAAAGAUAGUGUUCAGUUGCUGAUUUGGAUUCCGAGACUCACACAGGCAGUUCUGUCCGCUGUAGCAGACGUGAGACUCUACUCGUUAGUGAAGCAGCUGGAGAGCCCGCCAGUGGCCAGAUGGGUGUUUUUUUGCCAGCUGUGCUCCUGGUUCACGUGGUACUGCUGUACCAGAACUCUCACCAACACCAUGGAGACUGUCCUCACCAUCAUCGCCCUUUUCUACUAUCCUCUGGAAGGUUCAAAGUCUAUCAGCAGUGUCAAGUACUCGUCCCUGGUGGCGCUUGCGUUCCUGAUCCGCCCCACCGCUCUCAUUCCGUGGGUGCCUCUGCUUCUCCGACACUUCUGGCAAGAACAGAGGAAGCUUGACCUUAUGCUGCACCGGUUCUUACCUGUAGGAUGUGUCGCUUUGAGUUUGUCUCUGAUAAUCGAUCGUAUUUUUUUUGGUCAAUGGACCCUGGUUCAGUUUAAUUUCUUGAAAUUUAAUGUGCUACAGAACGCCGGUGCCUUCUACGGCGCUCACCCCUGGCACUGGUACCUCAGCCAAGGGCUGCCCGCCGUCCUGGGCACUCACCUGCCCUUCUUCAUCCAUGGCUGCCUCCUAGCCCCCAGGAGGCAUCAGAUGCUCUUGGUCCCUGUCGUGUGGACGCUGCUGGUUUAUAGCAUGUUGAGUCACAAAGAAUUCAGGUUUAUCUAUCCAGUUCUACCAUUCUGUAUGGUGUUCUGUGGGUACUCCCUAAACCACCUGAAGGCAUGGAAGAAACCAGCCCUAGCGUUCCUGUUUUUGUCGAAUGCGCUCCUCGCCCUCUACACUGGCUUAGUCCAUCAGCGAGGUGCUCUUGACGUCCUGACGUAUCUCCAAGAACUGUGUUACAACAAUCCCAACGGAUCUUCAGUAUUUGUCAUGAUGCCUUGCCACUCCACACCGUAUUAUAGCCAUGUCCACUGUCCACUCCCAAUGCGGUUCCUGCAGUGUCCCCCAAACCUGGCUGGGCAGAGCCACUACCUUGAUGAAGCAGAUACAUUUUACCUGAACCCCUCAACCUGGCUAGAUAAAGAGUUUCACAACGAUUCAGCGCUACCGACUCACUUGCUCAUCUUCAGCGUUUUGGAAGAGGAAAUAAAUACUUUCUUGAUUUCAAACAACUAUGAAAGAACUACUGUUUUCUUCCACACACACUUUCCAGAAGGUCGAACUGGAAGUCACAUAUUUGUCUAUGAACGGAAAUUAAAAGGGAAACUCGGAAGAUGAAAUCUGGAACUAUGUGUUUAGAUUGAAAUACUCAGAU